Molecule: messenger RNA, 2251 nt
Organism: Stegostoma tigrinum
Lineage: Eukaryota; Metazoa; Chordata; Chondrichthyes; Orectolobiformes; Stegostomatidae
Product: mitogen-activated protein kinase 14
Exons: 12
Coding region: 349-1437 (362 amino acids)
Biological process (GO): protein phosphorylation; intracellular signal transduction
Cellular component (GO): nucleus; cytoplasm
Molecular function (GO): ATP binding; MAP kinase activity
Source: RefSeq, a predicted model, not a curated record
UGACGCCAGCGCGUCCGAAGAGGGAAGUGGAGCAGCUCGAGCCGUCGGGUGUCAGAUGCCAUUCCCCGUGGGGGGUGUUGAUGUUACAGAUCCACUUCAUUUGAAUGGAUUUUACUUUCUCCACAUCGGGAUUGUAAAAAGGAGUAACAUAACAGCCCCGCCCACCUCCUCAAGUCAGUCGUUUUUGAGAUACGGAACGGGCGGUUUCUUUCAAAAUUUUAAAUUCUUCUUUGCAGCAACUCCUCUCCGCACCCUGACGCCUUCCCCUUCCUCUCUCCGUCCACCCGCCUCCCUCAACCACCUCCGACCCUCCCCUUUUCUAAGAGAGGAGAACAGCCUCCCUGCACAAUGUCAGGAGUCAGGCCGCACUUUUACAAGCAAGAGUUGAAUAAGACAAUCUGGGAAGUGCCGGAGAGAUACCAGAACCUCUCUCCCGUCGGAUCUGGGGCUUACGGCUCCGUCUGCUCUGCAUUUGACACGCAAUCAACUUAUCGUGUGGCAGUGAAAAAACUUUCCAGACCAUUUCAAUCUAUCAUUCAUGCAAAACGAACAUACAGAGAGCUACGAUUGUUGAAACACAUGAAACAUGAAAAUGUAAUUGGCCUAUUGGAUGUUUUCACACCAGCAACAACAUUACAAGAUUUUACUGAUGUCUACCUGGUGACCAGCUUAAUGGGAGCAGAUCUAAACAAUAUAGUCAAAUGUCAGAAGCUCACAGAUGAUCAUGUACAGUUCCUAAUUUAUCAGAUUCUUCGGGGUCUUAAGUAUAUCCAUUCAGCUGGGAUCAUACACAGAGAUUUGAAACCCAGCAAUCUAGCAGUGAAUGAAGAUUGUGAGCUAAAGAUUUUGGACUUUGGAUUGGCUCGUCAUACUGAUGAUGAGAUGACUGGAUAUGUAGCCACCAGAUGGUACAGAGCUCCAGAGAUAAUGCUAAAUUGGAUGCAUUACAAUCAAACGGUUGAUAUUUGGUCUGUUGGGUGCAUUAUGGCAGAACUGCUGACAGGAAAGACUCUGUUUCCAGGCACUGACCAUAUUAACCAGCUUCAGCAGAUCAUGAGAUUGACAGGAACCCCUCCUCCUGCCUUAAUUAACAGGAUGCCCAGCCAUGAGGCUAGAAACUAUAUCCUAACCUUACCGCACAUGCCAAAGCAGAGCUUUGAAGAUGUAUUCAUAGGAGCUAAUCCUCAAGCUGUUGACCUUUUGGAGAAAAUGCUUGUGCUGGACACGGAUAAGAGGAUUACAGCAGCAGAAGCUUUGGCUCAUUCAUAUUUCUCUCAGUAUCAUGAUCCAGAUGAUGAACCUGAAGCAGAUCCUUAUGAUCAGUCAUUUGAAAGCCGAGAUCUUGAAAUAGAAGAAUGGAAGAGAUUAACCUAUGAAGAAGUACUCAGCUUUGUGCCACCUGAGCUACAAGUCGAGUGUAUGGACUUGGCACCAUGAAAACCUUACUUCUGUCCUAAGAUCCUUUUUAUAUUGCAUCACUGUGAGGACUUAACCAGUUCGACUGAUUUGUUCUUUCCAAUAUUAUCAAGUGCCUAUCAUGGUCUUGAUGAUGGAUUGUUUGUGGGUGAGGGAAAAAUAGAACUUUUAUAACAAUUCUUCUACAGCCUGCAUGUUUUGCUAAAUCCUUGACAGUUGCCAGCUUUUUCUAUAUUGCUGUUAUCAUCCACUGUGAACUUGGUUUGUUUGCUAACUAUAUCCCUUGCAAGCACUUGUAUUGGAACUGGUAAACUUUGUGUAUUUGUAUGCCUUAUUUUCAAAAAUUGCAUACUAUUUUAAAUGUUCAAUUCAUGUACAGAAACCACCCAUCCUAAAAGAAAUCUACAUGCAGUAAUUGUUACUUUUUAUAAAAAGUACACAUGGGAUGUACAUUAAUUUAUAGAUAUAUUUGCUGUUUACAGCAUAAAGGGGUGAUUUUGUUUUUAUUGUGACUUCAUUUUAAAAUCCUAUUUGACUGUUCAGCAAUACUACUACAACUAAAAGGGCGCAUGUCUUCACUGUUUAUGUUAGAAUGGGAAUGUUAUAGCACAGAUUCAAGAUUUAGGUAAGUUUACUUAUUUGUAUUAAAAUGCUUCACUUUUGUGUAAGAUCAAGUAGAAUUAUGAAAAAAUAUUUUCCAUACAUUAAUAACUACUCAAGCUGUUCAAUCUACCCAUAGAGUUCUUUGUAAUUGGACUGUGACUUGCCAGGUGUGACAUUGUAGUAAAACCAUAAAACUAUUCCAAAAUAAAUUCGAAUGCUUUUACAAAAAUAA